GAAUACUUUCACUUCUGGUGAAGCUUCAGUGAUCGGCCAUGGCGUCGUCCUCAGACUGGUGGUCAUCCUCGGCCUCAACUGCAUCUUAUCACACACCUCAAAGGCCAUCUUCGGUCCCACAAAUGGGCGGAUCCUCAUCAGCUAGACCAACAGCGCGAUUUGUUGGUGAUCAGUUGGACCCUCGGGAUGAAGAGAUGGCAGAAGGUAUCAAGUUCAUACCCAGCUUUGCGAGUAGUCCAGCAGGCAAGCUGGCUCUGGGUAGCAGUCCAGCUGCUGGAUCGAGUCCGAAGGAAGUGAGACGAAGCCCAGUGAGGUGAGUCAGGACAUCCUGUCGGUCAAAAUCUACCUGCCUAGAUUCCUCACGAUGCCUGACAUCGAGGAGACUCUCAGUCCCCUCUCAAUGAGCUCUUUGUCGAUGCUGAUGCUCUGUGACUAUCUCGCUGACACACAUCUCAGCGUCUCAUCCCCCCGCAAUCCUCGCACAUCACGAGCCACGCCCUCCAUGUCCAUGGCAAUGGAUGAAGAUGCGCCUCCGACCGCCUCGCUCCAUGACCUCGCAGCGACACCCACCUCGAACGCCAUGCGAUCAUCCUCAUCUCUCCCUACUGCUCAAUCACCUCCAUCCAUGUCCUCAUCCUCUUUCUCUCUGCCUGCUCCUUCAUCUCUCACCGCUGGACCAAGCACCACCUCGCUGCACGUCUUUGGCCCUCCAAUGGACCAACUUGGCCUUCUUCAGCCCUAUUUUGAGCAGAUUGGUUCCGUGCAAUCGUACAUUCCAGGACCAGAAGGAAGCAACUGGUACGUUGUCACCUUCCAUUCGCCCACUUCGGCUCUGUACGCUUUACGACGUCAUGGAGAAAUCAUCAAUGGAAGAUGGAUGCUUGGGUUCAAAGUCGCUGGACCGGGGAGCACAGCGGGUUGCACACUUGUCGAUGGACACGGGCCAUCGAGUGGUCAGGCAUCACAGAACGGUCACGGCGGCAACUCGAACGGAGAGAUCAUGUCGAGACCUGGACCCGGAACACCACUUAGGAUCCAAAACACGUCAGUGCUGAAGCAGAAGCCUGCAGCUGUCAAGGCAAAGAGCACCGAGUCGUUCGCUUGGGACGAAAGCGAAGAAUCAAAAGGUUUGGUCAACAAGGCGGCAGAGUGGCUGUUUGGCAGGUAGUCGUUGCUCGGACAUAGUGCCAUCUUAUCCUAUGCUCAACCCGGACACGGCUUGCACGAAACGAAUGACUUGACAUGUGGAGGAGAAUGCAUAACGAUGUUCUACCAACACGUCGUCCAUGGGAAUGUACAUGAGUAU
Molecule: messenger RNA, 1306 nt
Organism: Kockovaella imperatae
Lineage: Eukaryota; Fungi; Basidiomycota; Tremellomycetes; Tremellales; Cuniculitremaceae
Exons: 2
Coding region: 365-1168 (267 amino acids)
Biological process (GO): regulation of DNA-templated transcription; NLS-bearing protein import into nucleus; nuclear pore organization
Cellular component (GO): nuclear membrane; nuclear pore central transport channel; nuclear pore nuclear basket
Molecular function (GO): single-stranded DNA binding; structural constituent of nuclear pore; phospholipid binding
Source: RefSeq, a predicted model, not a curated record